Molecule: messenger RNA, 1186 nt
Organism: Ipomoea nil (Japanese morning glory)
Lineage: Eukaryota; Viridiplantae; Streptophyta; Magnoliopsida; Solanales; Convolvulaceae
Product: vacuolar protein sorting-associated protein 32 homolog 2-like
Exons: 7
Coding region: 238-891 (217 amino acids)
Biological process (GO): vesicle budding from membrane; late endosome to vacuole transport via multivesicular body sorting pathway
Cellular component (GO): cytoplasmic side of plasma membrane; multivesicular body; ESCRT III complex
Source: RefSeq, a predicted model, not a curated record
CGGUUAAGCAAAACCGAAGCCCAGACUCCAGACACGGUGAAAAGCCUCCCAAAACCCCCACUCACGCCGGUGUCCGCUGGUUCCAUCUUCCCUGAAGUUCUCCUGAUCCAUCUUUUAUCUGUUCUUAUAAAAAACGCACGCACUGCAAAUUCACAUAUCUUUUUUCACUUCGGUCGCGAUUCUCCACUGAUUCUGUAACCCUAAAUUCAGGGAUCCUAGACUGGUGGAAUAGCGAAGAUGUUUUCUCGGAUUUUUGGCAAACCAAAGCAGGAAACUAAUGCUCUCUCGACUCUAGAUAAACUGAACGAGACACUGGAGAUGCUUGAGAAGAAGGAGAAAGUACUUCAAAAGAAGGCCUCUUCAGAAGUUGAAAGGGCUAAAGAUUUUACAAAAGCAAAGAACAAGAGAGCGGCUAUUCAAUGUUUGAAAAGGAAGAGGCUCUAUGAGCAGCAAAUUGAGCAGCUUGGAAAUUUCCAGUUGCGCAUCCAUGAUCAGAUGAUAAUGCUUGAAGGAGCAAAAGCUACAACCGAAACUGUAGAUGCCCUUAGAACUGGGGCAGCGGCAAUGAAAGCAAUGCAAAAAGCCACGAAUAUUGAUGACGUGGACAAGACAAUGGAUGAGAUAAAUGAACAGACUGAGAACAUGAAAAUGAUUCAGGAAGCAUUAUCAACUCCAAUGAGUGCAGUGGACUUUGAUGAGGAUGAACUGGAAGCUGAACUUGAAGAAUUGGAAGGUGCUGACUUGGAAGAAGAACUUCUUCAACCAGCAACCACUGCCCCUGCCGCACCAGUGCAUGUCCCAGCAGGCAAACAAGCAGCACGCCCAGUUCCUCAUAGGAACACCGCUGAGGAUGAUGAACUUGAAGCAUUGCAAAAGGAAAUGGCGCUUUGAGCUAAAUCCUUACGAUAUCUUGACCACCAGGACGUAGUACGCUGGGAAUGAUGGCAGGAACAAAAAGGGAAACCUCCUACCUUGGAUGGUCAUGAACUCUUAAUUUCGGUUGUACUAUAUCCACAUUCCAUGAUUUGUGACAAAAAAAAUUGCCAUCAAUUCAUUAGUUUUGGUCAUUAUGGAGUGUUUAAAUUACUGUCCAGGUCAAUAUCCUUUGUACAUGUAUCCGUCUAUCGUAGUAUGUUCUUGCCCAUAAAUAGAAUAUUAAAUUAUCAUAAAGAUUUUUGGUGUGCAA